AGCGAGGUGGUGCUGGAGCCGUACAACGCGACGCUGUCGGUGCAUCAGCUCGUGGAGAACACCGACAUGUCAUUCUGUAUCGACAACGAGGCGCUCUAUAACAUAUGCUUCCGCACGCUCAAGCUAGCCAGCCCUAGCUACGGAGACCUCAAUCAUUUGAUUUCGCUAACAAUGUCAGGAGUAACAACGUGCUUACGUUUCCCGGGACAACUGAACGCGGAUCUCAGGAAGUUGGCUGUCAACAUGGUGCCCUUCCCUAGGUUACACUUCUUCAUGCCAGGUUUCGCUCCGUUAACAGCAAGAAAUGCCUUCAACUUCCGAGCACAAUCCGUACCCGAACUAAUGAGCCAGAUGUUCAACUCUGGUAACAUGAUGACGGCCGCGGACCCGCGUCACGGCCGCUACCUGACCGUGGCCACCAUCUUCAGAGGCAGAAUGUCCAUGAAAGAGGUCGAUGAACAGAUACUGGCUAUACAGAAUAAGAAUUCUAGCUAUUUCGUCGAAUGGAUCCCCAACAACCUGAAGGUGGCAGUGUGUGACAUUCCGCCGCGAGGACUGAAGAUGUCGGCCACGUUCAUCGGGAACAGCACCGCUAUACAGGAGAUAUUCAAGCGCAUCUCCGAGCAGUUCACCGCCAUGUUCAGGAGAAAGGCUUUCCUCCACUGGUACACGGGCGAGGGUAUGGAUGAGAUGGAGUUCACAGAGGCAGCCAGCAACAUGGCGGAUCUUAUCUCCGAAUAUCAACAAUAUCAGGAGGCAAGCGUGGAUGAUGAUGACGUAUUCGACGAAGAGGAAGAGGCUCCUGAGGAGUACAGGAUGGAACCCACCAACAACACCAUGGAAAUGAUAUAAAAACUAAAACUAAAAUAAAAACAACGGCAUUUUUACUAUUUUUAGUUUAAAUAUUACCUUUUAUUUUUUUAUCACCAUUUAUUUUCGUUUUAGUUGUAAGUAAUCGUGUUUUUUUAUUAUUACAAUUUUAAAAUUCCGAUUUGUGUUUGUUUAAAAAUCCGCGUUUGUUUUUUUUUUAUUUAAAAUUGCGUUUUUUUUAUUUGCCAGCAAUGCAUAAAAAUUUUUGUCUGUGUAAAAAGCAGGGCUUUUUACUUUAUUUUUUAUUUUAGAAUAAAAAAUACUUGAUUAAUAGCAUGGCAAACGAAAAGACGCUUUUUUAAAUAAAAAAAACUGAAUUGAAUUGCCUAAUUGUUAAACGUAUCAGUAUGUCAAUUAUUGUGAUUUGUCAUAUCAUGAAAACUGCUUGUAGUUCACAUAAGUGUUUCUAGAGCUUUCAAAUAAAUAUUUUUAUUAAGUACAUACAUAACAAUUUUAAUUAUACGUGAGUGAUUUCCAAAGAUAGCAAACGUAGAAGCUUGAGAGGUCUAAAAUUAACAAAAACUGUAGUUCUCAUAUAGUAUUUUUUUAUUAAGGCCACUAAAUGGUGAAGGAAAACAUCUUGAGGAAGCCUGGACUAUAAAGUCUGAAAUUACCAACCCGCUUUGAGCAAGCGUGGUGAUUAACGCUCAUUCCUUCUUUGUAUGAGAAGAUGUUUAAACUCCAAAGAAAACUCACUCCUUAUUUAAUUUCUUAUAUUUUCCUUUUCAAUUUUAAACUAUAAAUAUUAUUUUCAUAUUAGAAUCAAGCUUUACAAUUGAAAAUUAUGCAGCGGUUUUUUAAAUUAAUUUAAAAAUCCGUCUUUUUUAAAAAACCGUUUUUAAGCCAUUUUUAAAUUAUAAUGUUAAUUAUUAAGCAAUUGUUUGUUGAGCUGUGUUAAGCAUUAAAAUGACGCAAGAGUGUUAUCAUUUAUUAUUUUUGAAAAAUAAAUCAUAUAAAUUGUGUAAAA
This is a messenger RNA of Helicoverpa armigera (cotton bollworm), 1837 nucleotides long. Its product is annotated as tubulin beta chain. The record is from RefSeq and is a predicted model, not a curated record. The transcript is spliced from 7 exons. Gene Ontology annotation, cellular component: cytoplasm; microtubule. Bases 67 to 852 code for a protein of 261 amino acids. Gene Ontology annotation, molecular function: GTPase activity; oxidoreductase activity, acting on paired donors, with incorporation or reduction of molecular oxygen, reduced ascorbate as one donor, and incorporation of one atom of oxygen; structural constituent of cytoskeleton. Gene Ontology annotation, biological process: mitotic cell cycle; microtubule cytoskeleton organization. Lineage: Eukaryota; Metazoa; Arthropoda; Insecta; Lepidoptera; Noctuidae.